AAUAGACGCCGAAGUACAAGUAUUCUUCUCGAAUUAGGACAGAACAUUCCCGUUGCAUAGUAUUGUGAGAGAUUCAUGGUCGUGUCCUUAAUUCAAACUUGAAAACUUGCACCCCUUCACAAAAUUCCACAAGUCUCAGUCACUCCCAAUGCUGGUUUCAACGCUGAAACCAUGGUGGAGUUGGAUGCAAAAGCCUCUACUCCACUCCUUCAUCAGAGCCAUAACAACUCUUACACCAAUACCUCCACACACUUUUCUUCACCUUCACAACCCCAGCGACAGUGUCAUCUACCUCAAGAACCGCGAAAUCGACGCUUUCAUAAAACUUAGAAACCUGAACGCUGCACUCGCAGUGUUCCACACCACGCCACUGCGCGACACUGUCACCUACAACUUAAUUAUUUCCGCGUUCCGAAACCAACCAAAUCACGCUCUUCGUUUCUACGCUGAAAUGGGUUUGCGUGGAAUAAGAGAAAGCCCAACCACGUUAACCUCUGUUAUAGCGGUUUGCACCAACGCUAUGUUUUUCAAAGAGGGUGUUCAGGUGCAUUGCAGGGUGAUCAAGUUCGGGUUUACAUGCAACGUGUUCGUGGGUGGUGCACUUGUUGGGUUUUACGCGCACGUGGGGGAAUGUGGGGUGGCACUGGACUUGUUUGAUGAGUUGCCAGAGAGAAACUUGGCUGUCUGGAACGUCAUGCUGCGUGGGUUGUGUGAACUGGAUCGUGUAAAUGUUGAAGACUUGAUGGGAUUUUAUUACCCUCGGAUGCUUUUUGAAGGUGUGCAGCCAAAUGGGGUUACGUUUUGUUAUUUGCUUAGAGGCUGUGGUAAUCAGAGACGGUUGGAGGAAGGGAAGAAGAUUCAAGGGUGCGUUUUGAAGAUGGGUUUGGUGGAAUCGAGUGUUUUUGUUGCCAAUGCUCUGGUGGAUUUUUACUCUGCGUGUGGGUGUUUUGUUGGUGCAAGGAAGUGUUUUGAGGACAUAGAAAACGAGGAUGUUAUUUCGUGGAACUCGUUGGUUACGGUUUAUGCGGAGAAUAAUAUGUUAAUUGAGGCUUUGGAGGUGUUUUGUGUCAUGCAAGUGUGGAGGAAAAGGCCAUCAAUUCGUUCUUUGGUGGGUUUGUUGAAAUUGUGCAGUAGAAGUGGAGAGCAUUGUUUGGGGAAGCAGGUUCAUUGUCAUGUGAUGAAGUUUGGUUUUGAUGAAGGGAGUGUGCAUGUUCAAUCUGCUUUGAUUGAUAUGUAUGGAAAGUGCAUGGACAUUGAGAGUUCUGUGAAUGUAUUUGAAUGCAUUCCCAAGAGAACUUUGGAUUGCUUCAACUCAUUGAUGACCUCUUUGUCUUAUUGUGAUGCGGUUGAUGAUGUGGUUGAAUUGUUUGGUUUGAUGUUUGACGAGGGUCUUGUGCCGGAUGGAGUUACCUUAUCAACCACACUGAGGGCAUUGUCAGUGUCCACUUUAGCAAGUUUUACGAGUUCCCAGUUACUACAUUGUUAUGCAUUAAAAUCUGGACUUGGAGGAGAUGCUGCAGUUGCAUGUUCCCUCGUGGAUUCAUAUUCAAGAUGGGGCCAUGUGGAGCUUUCUCGUCGAAUUUUUGAGAGUCUUCCUUCCCCAAAUGCUAUUUGCUUCACAUCCAUGAUCAAUGCAUAUGCCCGAAAUGGAGCGGGGAAAGAAGGAAUUGCAGUGCUUCAAGCUAUGAUUGAGAGGGGACUAAAGCCUGAUGAUGUUACCUUAUUAUGUGCACUAAAUGGUUGUAACCACACAGGAUUAGUUGAGGAAGGAAGAUUAGUCUUUGAAUCGAUGAAAUUUCUUCAUGGGGUCGAUCCAGAUCACCGCCAUUUUUCAUGCAUGGUGGAUCUCUUUUGCCGUGCAGGACUUCUACAUGAAGCUGAAGAGUUGCUGCUACAGGCACCGGGAAAAGGAGACUGUUUUAUGUGGAGCUCUUUGCUGAGAAGUUGCAGGGUCCACAAGAAUGAAGAGGUUGGAACAAGAGCAGCACAAGUGUUAGUUGAGCUAGAUCCAGAUGACCCUGCAGUGUGGUUGCAAGCUUCAAUUUUUUAUGCUGAAAUAGGGAAUUUUGAUGCAUCAAGGCAAAUCAGAGAGGUUGCUCUAUCAAGGAAGAUGACUAGGGAAAUUGGUCAUAGUUUAACUGAGAUAAGACAAUGACAGGGGAAAAUAGAGUUCCUGAAUUGAUGAAGCAUUUUCGCCCAUUAUUCACAGAAGAUAAGACAAUCAUGUCAUUUUGAUGAGAUGAUGAAGAUGUUUCCUAAGAUGGUAAGGUCUUGUCUAUUUGGGCAAUCCUACAAUCUAAGGGAAAGGUUUCUUUUGUAAGGAGUUUUUGGUGAGCAUGCCUAGAAAAUGAGGGUCGGCAUUUGUAUUCCCAUGUUUGGUGUAACUAACUGACAUCUUCUAAAGAUAGAAAAAUAAUUUUUCUCCCUUUUAUGUAUCACAUGGUAUUAUGCCUCUAUACUAGUGCAAUUUGAGAUAUAGAGUGGAAUAUGCAAAAAGACUCUCAGAGAUUAUACAUCAUUCACUUCUCUUUCAGGGCGGCGAAGUGGAGAUAGUGCAACGGUGACUAUUACUUGUGACUUUUGUAAUUGGUUGAUGAGUAAAGCAAAAUACUACAAAAAUAUU
Molecule: messenger RNA, 2623 nt
Organism: Glycine soja
Lineage: Eukaryota; Viridiplantae; Streptophyta; Magnoliopsida; Fabales; Fabaceae
Product: putative pentatricopeptide repeat-containing protein At3g05240
Exons: 1
Coding region: 149-2155 (668 amino acids)
Biological process (GO): RNA modification
Molecular function (GO): RNA binding; protein binding
Source: RefSeq, a predicted model, not a curated record